Microbotryum saponariae is the source of this 2634-nucleotide messenger RNA. NCBI's taxonomy places the organism in Eukaryota, Fungi, Basidiomycota, Microbotryomycetes, Microbotryales, Microbotryaceae. The record is from the annotation of a GenBank genome assembly.
AUGAAGAACUAUUGCAACGAAUCGUUGCAAUCCGCCCCUGUCCUCCGCACGCUUCCAAUGAACACUUACCUUCCCACUGACCAAGUUCGCUGGCCCAAUGCUCUGCCUGAUACUACCAUGCAACCCCCUUACUCAACACCUACAAUACUUCCAUUUUCAUCUAUUGAGGAAUGCCAACUUCCCCAUCCAACGCCUGUCAUUCACUCCUCUGUCUCUCCUAACCCCAUACUCUGCGCUGAGCCCGGUGUUUAUUUCCCGGCGGGUUCUAAAGCCGACUUGCCUGGAAAAACUUACUCCUGUCCGAUCCCGAACCCGAGCAUGCCAUACCUACAAUCGAUCACGUCAUCUGGCGGAAGUGACUUGGUUCCAACAUUCACGCACUUUUCCGGAAUAAGGCUGCAGACGUUACACCUCUCCCGAACCUCGCUCUUCCAUCUCCCGCUCCCACUCGCUCUUCCACAAUACGACUCCUCGCGCUCUGUAAUGGUCCCAAAGCCAUUCAUCGAGGAUGACCGUACACCGAUCCGCAACACGCAACCACUCCCGCACCGGCUUAUUGUAAUAAGAGACUGACGAGCGUGUAAUUCAACCGUGGAGAGAAGACAACGGUUGGUGCGCAUCGCCAGGCUUCGCUAAACAUAUUACCAAAGAACGCGCGGUUCCUAACCCUCAUUCCCAACACACCAACUAUUGUUUCCAACCUUCCCGCUAUUUCCGGUGACAUAGCGAGGCAAACGGCUGAGACCACCCUGGAACACCUCCUCUCCGCGGCCGGGAUUGGCCCCAACAACCAACCAGCCUUCUUCGAGUCACACAAGAUCGGCUACCCUACGGGCUUAUCGGAUCCUCCACAAUCAAGGUACAAAGCUUUAAACACAGACUACUUCGAGAUCGUCGGGCCCGAAAAUGACAUCCGGUAUACCACGAAAAUACACGCGUUCCUCAACGCCAACCCAUACCGUGAGUGGAGCAAAGUACCACCACAAUUCAACCCACAAGUUCAUCUCUUAACGGCUCAUUUUUUGAACCAAGCAGACCCGUCAACGUUCGCGUCCCCACUGCUUGACGAAGAUGGCAAUGUGUGGCCUCGUUUGUUCGCUCACUUUACGGACACAAAAGAAAACGAUGUCGUGAGAUAUGUUCGCUUAGCUUUCGAUGCCCAACGACACUCGGGCAAAGAUGGUUUCGAGGCCAUCGAACGAGUUCCUGAGGAUCUGCUUCGCAAGGCGGUUAAAGCACACAUCGACAAGCACUUCGGGGAUAUGCUCGACAUCCCGGCAGAAUCCUGCAUCUCCAUCACAACAGAAUCAAGCAAUCGACAGGAUCAGUGCAAGGUCCUGGUCGCAGUUCGAUUGGCAUGCUCUACGAUGGUGGAUAAGAUUACAGCGUCAAAAGACCGGUCCACUUUUAGUGCGAAGCUCAACAUACCAAUUCGAUCCAUGCCGUGUCUAGCCCCACAGGCGAACAACAGGAUGGAACCGCUGUUGGUCGAGCAUACUAUCACCGGUGUCUUUAAACGACUUGUCAAAACUCGAGGGAUGCAAGAGCCGUACGCAAUCGUGGUCUUAUGGGCAAAAUCCAACAGCGAUCCUCAGAGUGUCGCUACCUACACGAUGAAAUGCCUUGCAGAAGCAGAGAAGCGACACAACCAAGAUUACCCCCACGAACCUAUUACGCGACCGGAGGGCGCCAUUGUUACUACCGAUUACGAGCCUGCGACAGGAACGGGCCAACAUCAAAAAGCGGUUUUUCGAUUCUCGAUCUCUACGUCCGCAUUCGCGUCAUACUUGGUCCAAAUGGUUCCCACACUGCCCGCUUUUGAUCGUCUCACGACUUGCUGGCACAAUGGAGACGAACGCGUGGCGAUCAGGGUCUGCCUCGACAGCGAACGCACAGAUGCCAUCUCAGCCCACUUCAAUAGAGCAACAUCUGACUCGCAAGGAUUGGCCGCCGAAAGUUCACAACAGAUUGAGAAUCACAUCGACCUCAUCCAAGACUCCAUACACACCAUAGCAACAAUCUAUUCCGAAGACAGACACAGGGCCGAACAACGCCACCAGGAAAGUCAGGAAGCGCUGAACAUGCUCCAGAUGAACAAUCAAUCACUUUACGCGGGAAUGGCAGGCAUGCAAAUGACAUCACAAGCACAAUUCGGUGUCUUUUUGGCCAACCAGGCACUCAGUGACCUCAGGAUGCAACUCUUUUCCUACCCCAAGGACAGUCAGGAGUACAACGACAUUAAAGAGGAGAUCGACGCGGCGAAACAGACAGUCAAGGAGGCGCAGCUCAUAUAUCAGCAAACUCUACAGCAAUCCAACCUAGCCAUUCAGAACGCCAACCCCAUUUUACAUCAACAACGACUGGUCAACAAUGCCCCGACAACACCCGAAGCCAACAUCACGAACAACUCGCCGACGAGAGAACGCGAUGAAUCUGGAGGCUCGCCCAGUAAGCGCGGACAUCUCACUCACCACGGACGUGUCGCCGAAGAGGAAGGGAGUCUUGUUUCAAGCGUCAUGAGGACAGAACAUCAUAUCGAGGAAGGAAUGUCUAUUGUCAGUACUCAACCACAAUCCCCAUUCUCUUCUCGGACCUUGUCUGACGAGGUGCUGCCUAUGGCCACAGGACCCAUAA